AUCCAGAGAUUAUGAGAGACAAAUCCUGCCGGCUCCUCCCCACCCUUAUCCUCACCAUCCAUCUUAUCAUUUCUCCUCCUUAACAUAUAUACAUAACAACCAUUUGAAGUUGUGUCCGUCACCAUUUUACAUGCUUUACUUAAAUCCUCAUUUCUUCUUCAUUUAGUAAAACAAAGUGUGUGUUUGUGUUAAUGGAGAUGAUGGAUGAGCAGGAAGAAGAUCUUGGCUCCUUCUCUUCUUUUGAUGACGAUGAUGAGGCAGAGGAGUUGACCAAAUCCUUCACUUCAUCAUCAUCCGACUUCAUCGAUGAUGCAACCUCUUCUUCCUUCAGUGCAAAUUCAGAGGAAGAAGAAAAUUCUCUUUUUGAGAUGUCCGAUCUUAUUGCCCUGCUUCCCUUCAAAAGAGGGCUAUCAAUGCAUUUUGAAGGAAAGUCCCAGUCUUUCUCAUCAUUGUCCAACGCGCAGACAGUGGAGGACCUGGCAAAGCCUGAGAGGCCAUAUAAAAAGAAGCUGAAGUCUUCCAAAAGUUAUGGAGGAGUAUUAGAUUCCAGUAAAGCUCUUUCUUGUGCUAAGGCUAUUGCUAAAAAACCAUCAAAAGGUUCCUUUUCCUUGUUGGGUCCAAAAAAGAAAGGUUUUUUUGACAGCAGCAGGAUUCGGUUUCUAUCCUUGAGCUCCCCAGGAGAUUUCUCCGGCCAAGCUCUUCUGUUUGCUUGAAGAAAUUAGAAAAUAAGUUUACUUCUAAUUAGAUGAUUAAAUUUCAUGAGAGUUAAAGCAAGUCAAUAUAUACAUAUCAGUUUUGCUCCAA
This is a messenger RNA of Phalaenopsis equestris, 804 nucleotides long. RefSeq lists its product as uncharacterized. The record is from RefSeq and is a predicted model, not a curated record. The coding region runs from base 192 to 713 and encodes 173 amino acids. NCBI's taxonomy places the organism in Eukaryota, Viridiplantae, Streptophyta, Magnoliopsida, Asparagales, Orchidaceae. The transcript has 2 exons.